AUGCGGCAAAGAGCUUACAUCACCAAUGCAUUGCGGAGACUUGUCGCCUCUCCAGGUCCGUCGACAGGUUCCAACCUUGGAGUCGUCGCUCCGUGCUUGCGGCUCUUGCGGUCAAAGUGGCUGACCUUCGAUCUCCAUCUCUCCGUCGUUACGAUUGCGUUUCUCAUUCGCGCCGCAGUCCUCGAUACCUCCACCUUCUUCCCUUCUUCUUCUUCUUCUUCUGUUUCGUCGAGACAAGUGGAUGUGCAGGCAUCUCGGCUUCUGCGACUCUUGGACGGUGAGAGCAGCAAGGCUGCCUGGGCAGUGCUGCCUCUUCUCUCGCAGGGAGCGUCGAAGCCUGAGAGACCCGCCGCUCCCGGGGAGUGUCUUCUGCAGAGUCCCCACAGGUCUGCCGACUCCUCGAUGUCUCUUCCGCCGCCGCGCCGGACCGUUGCGCCUGCUCAGCUGGCCGCAGGAGCCCAGGCGCAUCCCCAUGCGCAUUUGCUGCAUGCGCAGGUCCGAGAUCCGAGGGGUGAUGGAGGCUCCGCAGGCGCAGCCGGGACUCGGGUGGAGACGCACCUGGAAGACCUUCAGGAAGGUUCGCCGUUCCUCGUCGCCGUUGCAGGAGGCACUGGCCAGACGCCUGUUGAGUUCGGCCCAGUUCCUGCCUCUCCUGUCUUCCAGGAACUGUACAGAAAUCCGAUUUUCCUGCAGGUGCGUGCAGCUGCAUGCGCGGGAUUGCGUAGACUGGCUCGCGAGAGUCGCGGAAGCGACUUUCUCGGAGAAGCGGAGACUUGCGCCGAAGUCAGAAAGGAGCGCUUUGCCUCCCGUUGGCCUUCCCAUGUCGCGGAGGCGUCGUCGCUGCGCUCUGCGAAUGGCGUUUCGACAGAAGAAGCGAAAGGUUCUUCUUCAACUUCGUCGCCGGAGACCCACCCGCGAGAGGGCCGCCAGCUCCCCUGGCGCCCGACUGUGUCCUGGUACGCGUUUAGCCACGAGCCUGCUGUCUGUCGCCUGGCUGAGGAACUGUUCUCUGCUUUCGGGAAGGCAGCAUUCGUCGACUUGGAUCUCUUCAACGCAAUUGUCGACGUCCUGACUCCGGACUGGCUCGUUUCUGAAGUCCAUCCUCAUGAGCGAACAGUCCACCCACAGCCUCCUUCGUCUCUGUCUGUUGAGCCCUCUUCCUCUUCAUCCUUGACGGCUGAACUGCCACCCAACGCCCAGUCUUCUUCCCCCUCUUCUUCCUGUUCAUCUUCCUCUUCUUCUUUUGACUCUUCUUCUUCCUCUGUUUCUUGCUUGUGUUCCCUCUGUGCUUCCUCUGUUUCACCUCGCUGUUCUAGUUUCUCCGCCUCUUCUUCCGUUGCCCCUUGCGUUGCUUCUCCUCCGAUCUGUCUGUCGCGCUAUCAGUCUGAGUUUCUGCAUCUCUCGCGUGCAUGCAGUUCCCUGAGUCGUCUCUUUGUGGCUCUGGAAACUGAGGCUAGCUCCUUCGUUUUCUGCCAGUCUCGUUCGCCUGUCCCUCUGUCUCCGUUUCGACCUCUGGCGCGCGAGCGGUCCCCAAGCGCCGGCGCUGUUUGUCCAGCCUCAUCACCUUGUUUUUCCUCAGCCUCCUCGUCUCCCGAAGAAAGGCGAGGAGCUGACGACGAGAAGACAUUUUGCUCGAAUAUUGAACGAGACAUCCCCGCGCUCGUAGGUUGGCGCGACGUUCAGAAAAAAGUACACAAUCCAGAAGUCUCUCUUCCUUCUCCUUCUCUUGUUGUUUCUUCUUCACCCGCAAGUCCUGCUUCUCUGGCUACUCCUGCCUCUCUCUGUCUCCCUGAUUUUCCAUCUACUGUCUCUUUUCCUUCUUCUUCUCCGGCGUCAGCUUCACCCUCUUCUCCUCCUUUAUCCGAUCUCACACACAUCUCUUCUUCUGCUUCUCCGCCCUCGAGUUCUCUGCGGUCUCCUCUACCUCCUCUUGUUUCUCUCUCUUCUCCUUCGGCUGUGGCUUCUGCUCCCCUCGCCACGGACGCCUCGGAGAGUUGGGCGGUUCCGUCGGUUCUCUUCGCGGCAGCGGGGACCGCUGAAGAGACAGCAAAGGAGACAGGGAGACAGGCUUCCAGCACGGCCCUUGCUGGGGGUGUCUUGACAGCUCUUGAGACGCUUGCGAGGGCGAUUUCUGUCAUUCUUCGCGACGAAGAGAGAAGACCGCCAGGCCUGCCUGUACCUCCCCGCUUCUACGAGAGUCUCCCUUUCGCUCUCACCAAUGUGCUGGAGGUCGCCGUGGAUUUUCGGGUGUGUUUGAAUGGGACGAGGUCCCGGCGGAAACGAAACAGUUCGACUGUACGUACACUCGCCGAUGGGGUCCACCGGCUCCGCGAGAAGCCGAGGCUCAGAGAGGCUCUCGAAGGCGACAAAGAGACAACACACAGCCGUUCUGGAGGCGAAAGUGGAGACCGAGGCGAGGAGGCCGCCGAACAGCGCAGUCGACAGGCUGUCGAGACAGCCGGAAGUGAGGGUGAAGGACCAGAAGGUUUGAGAGCGACAAACGGGGAGGGGGGGGAGGUGGAGAGGCGGCGAGAUCAAAGUCCAUCGAGGGGCGAGAAGCAGAGACAGCUGACGCCGUGUGGGGACUUGACACAGGGCGGCGACAGGGAGGAAACAGAAGAAGGGAAGCUGAAACGAAUGGAAAAUAUCGCGACACAAAUCACCAACGAUGUCAGCGUCUUUGUAACUGCCCUUUUAAAUGAGGAAACGGCCGCUGUUUUAAGACAGCGAUCAGAAGCGAGGAUGCAGUCGCCAUCUUGCUGUCAGAGAUCAGAUCACCGAGAGCACACACGCAGUUGGGUCUCUCCUGUUUGUUCCUCUUCGACUACGUGCCUCUCUCCUUCAUCUCCUCGUCUGCCUUCUCUUUCUCCUCCCUCUUCUCCUUCAUCUCCUCGUCUGCCUUUUCUUUCUCCUCCCUCUUCUCCUUUGUCUCCUCUUUCUGCGGCGCGUCCGAGAGUUCCUUGGACUCGCGAGCGCCUUCGUUUUCUCCUGUUUCGACUCGCUUCGACAGAGUGUUCGGUCCCCGCCUCGCUCUGUGUGGCGUUCUGCCGGUGGAUGCUGUUUGUCUGUCCAGGCGCCUCGCGGCUCCUGGCGGCUCCCUUUCGAGGAUUGCUUUCUCGACAAGUUGAGGACGAAGACGCCCGAGGAAGGCGCGAACCGUCAGGACGCGGCGUCGCGGCGGGAGGCGAUCGGCGAGAAGGUUCGUCGCCUCAGGCGUCGCCGAUUUCACACCAGCGUGGGGUCGACUCGAGCGACCCCGCAGAGGCUUUGGGCCUUUCGGGUGAUGAGACGCGCGAACGAGGAGACAGCGAGCGAAGAGGCGAGGCGACUUCGAGGUGCGUCGCUGGUGCCGCUUGGGAGCACGGCGUCGCGAAAGAAGCCGCAGAGACAAGACGCGCGGAAGACGCAAAGGAUCAGCUGCUUCUCGAUGUACUCGAAGAAGAACAUCGACUCCUUUCUGGAGGUCUCAGAGAGAUCUUGGUGUCCGAGGACUGGGCGCGGGCUCUCUACUCCCUUGCGAUUCUAUUCCCGCAGACAUCCCUGCCUUUUCGCCAACUUUACCUGGCUGCUUGCAUCUUGCCAUGCUCGAGCGUCGAGGGAGAUGGAGGACAGACUCCCUUAAUGCCGACCUUGAAACCAGAUGAAAAACCAGACGCUUCUUCACAACGACCAACGGAGAUGCUCACUUCUUCUCCACAAGCAUUUGCUCCCAAGUCAACUUCUCCUUUUCUCCCUUCCCCUUCCUCCUCUUCUGCUUCUUCUGCUUCACCUUCUUUCUCUUCUUCGUUGUCUGCACCGGCGGCUUCCACUGUGUUGUCGGAUGUCGUUGCCUUCAGCGCGUUCUGUCAGAUCUGUCGGUUGCUUGUGCUUUCCACCUCAUCCCCAUUUUCCCCCCAAGUCUCUUCUCUCUCUAGGGUGCCCUGGAAGCGAAGCGAUGCAUGCGCCGCGCUAGGUUGGCCCGACGACGUGGUGUCUCCGUCGUUCUGUUUGGAAAAUCCAGUCCCGUUCUUUCGCUCUCAGCUGCUUCGCCCGCUGGUUCGAGAAACGCUCGAGGAUUUCCUCGUCAGUCCUCGCUGCUCGGUGUCCAUCCCCUCCUCUUCUCGGCCUUCACCUGCGCCUCUUUCCUCUCCGUCACUGUCUCCCCUUCCUCAUGCGUCUCCCUUUUCGCCUCCGCGUUCUUCUCCUUCGUCUUCUCGUUCUGCUCCUUCGUCCUCUCCGCUCUCGGAGUCCUGGGGGGCGGGCGUCUCUCCACUGGGCCAUGAGGAGACAGACGAAGCGACGAGGCGAGAGCCGCUUCGGCUUCUCUUCCGGGCGGUUGGCGCCUCGCUGGCGAGACGCCUCGAGAGGGAAACGGAUAGACAACUUCACUGUCUGCAUGCACACCGUGGGAGGCGCUUUGAGUGGGGAGGGAAUCCGAAAGAAGAGAGAGAGGGCGAACAGAGACAGAAGAAAUCGCGGUACGUUUUCUGCGUCGCCGAUGACGCCGACACAACGAGACUCCUCGACUCCACGCUUCGUGGAGGCAUGCUGUCCCCUUGUUCUCUUUCUUCUCUCUCUUUUGCAUCUCCUCGGUCUUCGGCUUGUCCACCUUCUUCUCCUGGAGACGCAGACGGUGAAACCCGGAGGAGCGGAGGGUCUUGGAUCGGACAGUCGGGAGACGACGACCCAGACUGUCUUCUCUUUCCUAGUGCAGUCGCGAGUCUGUCUGCAACGCAGAACAUCUCCGAGCCGCUCUACGAAAAGAUUCUGACCUUGGCGUUCUCCACUGGGGAAGACUACUGGCGGAGGCGCGAGAAGGGCGAGUUGAACCGAAGUGAAGCCCAGAGGACGACGGCUCGCCACUUGCGUAUGCCGCGUCCUCUGCCGCCUGCGCGAAUCCAUCCUCCCUCUCCACAGGCCGCGUAUGCGUCUUCAAUCUACUGUCGAAAAGAAAGGACUCUAGGGACAGUUCGUUCUUUCACUUCGGCCUCUUCUCCGCGUCCCUGUGCUUCUUCGCCUGCACGAGGAACGCCCUCCGUCGCUUCUGCAUUUCCUUCUCCUCAUCCCUCGCCCUCUGCUCUCGGACGCCUGGAGACGCCGUUCGCGGAGGCCGCAGGCGAAGGGCAGAGACACACCGCGUCUCCGGAGAAGCGCGAACUUUCUGGGUCGACUUUUGAAAAAGAGCGAAGCCUCUUUUCGUUCUUUUUGCCGGCAGAAACCUUGCAAACCGAAGCGGAAGAGGCGCCUCUGCCGAGGCUCGAAAGAGACGCAGAACCGCACGCACUGGAGCCCUCUACUCAGACGCUACAGGAGCCUCCGGGGCCUCUCAGAGAGAAGGAGAGAGAAGCAAAACGAGGACGCGACAAGCCAGCAGAGACGGAGCAAGCGUCCGGGAAAGACGCACCAGUCCCGAAGACCAGAGAGUGUGAAAAGCCAGAGGAAAACGCAAAGGAUACGAACGCUGAGCAGCGAGAGGAAACGGGCAAGAUUGGUGGACUUCUAAGGUAUCAGAAUGAUCGACGACGGAGCCCAUGGAGUGGAGACAAAGACGAGAAGCGACAAGGACUGGCGGCCUCUCGACGCUGGCUCGACAACGUGAAGGAAGGCGAGAAGAACCGCUACUCCAAGGACCUGCCGCAUGUCGUCUGGCAGUCCAAACAUCUAAUGGUUUUGUACAAACCGCCCUUCUGGCGGGUGAAUCUGGAGCGCAGCGAAAAACCGGAAACUGUGAGAGAGAGAAUUGCUCUCUCGGCGCCUUCGGUCGCAGCGUCUCUGCCUGAGUCGCCUCUGCAGUUCUCGCCUUCUCUGCGGAAGCGAACUCUGGAGAUUCUUGCCAGAGGCGGUCUGUCAGAGCCGCUGCAUGCGUACAUGCAGAUCGCGCUGGGCAGGACGCAAGACGCCCAUGGCGAGUGGACAGGCGAGGGCGGUGAGAGUGAAAGAGGUGAAUUCGCAGGCCUGCUAGGAGGCUGCGGUCCUUUGGCGGUCACGCAGCGAGAGAGAGAACAUCGAAAAAGAGAAGAAGAAAGGCUCACGCUUCUCUUUGACGCAAGUCACCAGUUCGGUAUCGGCCAUCGCCUCGACACCCCCACGAGCGGCCCUCUUCUGGUCGCGAAGUCGUACGCGGGAUUGGCUUUUCUCCGCGCACAACUCGCCUCCUGGCGGCCGAAGAAAGUCUACCUCGCCCUCGUCUUCGGCGCUGUCCCUCUGCGAGAGAAAGUUCGCCUUGUUCAUCCGCUUCGACCCACAUUUGAGGCAGGAAAAACAGGAAAAAAAGAGAUGGAAGUCGCAAACACAGUCGACGCCAAGAUUGCACUGUCUUUCUUGAGCGGCAUCACGCACUAUUCCUACGGCGGACGAGACUUCACCCUCUGUCGCGUAGAGCCUGUGACGGGACGAACCCACCAAAUUCGCGCCCAACUCGCCCACAUCGGCCAUCCCAUCGUCGCAGAUCCAAUCUACGUCAACGAUCCGGCGGACCGAGCUUUGGGGCGCAGCCUUUCCGAUCGAGUUUUCCUCCACUGCGUUUCUCUCUCCUUUUUGAAUAUUCUGGAAAACGAGAACCGUACAGGAACGAGUGACUUCAGUCCCGAAGACCAGUUCGACGAAGAGAGAACAGGAAACAGGAAAGAGCGUCCGCCUCUGCAGGCAGAUCCCAGCGAAAGACCCCCGACUGCAAUCCCCGCAUCUCGUUUCUCUUUCCGACAAGUGACAGUAGAGACACCACUCCACGCCGACCUGCGACGCACCCUCCGUUCUCUCAAGAAGACAUCUCGCUGA
Messenger RNA from Toxoplasma gondii ME49, 6756 nucleotides. RefSeq names its product RNA pseudouridine synthase superfamily protein. Lineage: Eukaryota; Apicomplexa; Conoidasida; Eucoccidiorida; Sarcocystidae. Gene Ontology annotation, molecular function: RNA binding; pseudouridine synthase activity. The record is from RefSeq and is a predicted model, not a curated record. The transcript is spliced from 7 exons. Bases 1 to 6756 code for a protein of 2251 amino acids. Gene Ontology annotation, biological process: pseudouridine synthesis.